Molecule: messenger RNA, 1803 nt
Organism: Zerene cesonia (dogface butterfly)
Lineage: Eukaryota; Metazoa; Arthropoda; Insecta; Lepidoptera; Pieridae
Exons: 1
Coding region: 1-1803 (600 amino acids)
Source: RefSeq, a predicted model, not a curated record
AUGAAUGUAUGUUUCACUGUUACGGAUAUUGAAAAAUUAGAUGAACAAAUAGAAGAUGUCGUACCAUACCCCUCGAAUACCAUAGUUCUCAAUUGUUAUACAUUAAAACAGUUUGAAAAUGCUAUGCUGAAACUCGUUACUCUGCCGUACUGGCAUCCGCUUGCUAACGUUAUUUUGUUCUAUCACUUUCCAUAUGACAAACUUGCGGUAGCAAAUAUAUUUUUUGCCUUCUGGUAUUUUAAAGCUAUUAAUGCUAUUAUAAUGCAGUAUGAUGAUUCCGAAAAAGUUAUGCAUAUAUCUUAUUAUAAUCCUUAUAUUAGCGAAUACUUUAUGCUUGAAAAUAACUUUGGUUGUUGGACAACAAGAAAAGUUUCGAUACCCGUUAGAAAUUUUGAAAAUGGAUUUCAGUGUGAGCUGGGUUGCUUUAACGUUUCAUUGCAUUCAACAUUUCGAACCAAUAACCUAGGCAGCUGUAUCGGAUUUGAAACAUACUCUAUAAAAUACGGCGAUAUAGAGGCUAUUAAGAAUCUUAAUUUAUUUAAUGAUGUAAGCAAGGAUUUCCACAACUAUACGAUGAUCGGUUUUGUUGUAGAGAUAAAGCCGUUUCUAGAAAUUGAAACACUUGGCAAUGGGUCUUAUUUUAUGUAUAAAAGAGAUGGAAAUAUUUGGAAUACAAUGGCGAGACUUAUGAAUUUUACAAUAGAUAUUUCCAUAAACAAAGAAGUGUUAUACGAUACAUUCAAUUACGAAAUGAGUAUAAGAGAAAUUGUCUUUUUUACUCAAAGAAAAAAAGACUUGCUUCUAGUACCUUUGUAUCAAUUUGAUAUAAUGGUCGUUGAAGCGGAUAACACCGUGCCCUUUGCGCAUAGCGGAGUAUGUUUCAUGUCCCAUCGAGCCGGUUUUGAAACGGUUGUAUUUGACGGCAAUUUGUUCACAAAUAAUUAUAAUAUAAUAAUUGAGUUCUUGCUCUGUUUCUUCUGCACUUGGAUAGCAUUUGUUAUAUUUGCUAUAGAACAAACGAAAAUAUUUACAUUAGAUCAGCUUGGAAAGGAUCUCGUCAAUUGCUUUAGAACCGUACUUUCAAUAAGUUUGCAUAAACCACCAAAGCGAAGUAGUUUUAGAAUAUUUUUAGCGGUUGCAAUUUGGUGUUUCUUUGUUAUAAAUUUUUCUUUACAAGCUGCAAUUAUAUCUUUAUUUUCUGUUGUAAAGAAGGGGAAAGAGGUUGACACAUUUGAAGAUAUUUUAGCUAAAGAUUAUAUGAUAGAAGGAAUCGCGUCGCCUGAUGUGGUAUUACCUGAUAAUGAGGAGCGAUUUAGAAGAAUUAACAGCAAAGUCGUUGCUGUUCAAAAUAUGUUUACUUGUCCUAAUCGUUUGAAAAACGACAGUCAAAGGUUCUGUAUUAUUGAUUGUGCUUUUGGUCGGUAUUUGGAAAGAAAUUGGUUAAACGAUAAAGGAGAGCAGUAUUUGCAUGUAGCGAGACAAGACAGAAUACACAGUCACUAUCUUCAAAUGCUAUUACAAAAACACUCACCAAUGACAGAAAGAUAUAAUAAAAAUAUGUUAGCUCUUUUUGAAGCGGGAUUAAUCAAUAAAUGGAUUGAAUACCGAUUUAAUGAUAUUAAGGAUGAAGCUCCUGUUAAGGCUUUGGGGAUUAAUGAUCUGAAAGGAAUAUUUCAGUGUUAUUGCAUUCUACUUGGCGGCUGUUGUAUGGUAUUUAUGAUAGAAUUUAUCUCUGGUAUGAGAUUUUGGUACAAAAUAACAAAUAGAAUAAGAAGGAAUGCCCUAGAACGAAUAUUGUACUGA